UGCAAAUGAAGAAUGUCUACAGACCGUGAAAGCUCACCAACUAGCCAACGAUCCUUCAGUUUUUCUAAUGGAGAAAAUUCUCCUGUAGGCCUAUUGUUCCGCCAAUGGUCAAAUUUGUCCUUGUUGAAGACCAAUGGCCGUAAGGGCCAAGAAAGAAACAAUUCCAUCAAUCCCAUAGCUAUUGAAAGAACUAAUCUAGUUCACAUUAGUAAAUUGAUAAUAAAAGAAUUGAUUGAACAAUCUCUGAGAUAUGGUAGGACCUUGGAUUCAGACCAUGUAUCUUUACUUCACUUUUUUAUUAUCAUUGAAGCAGUUUUGAGACACCGUUUGAGGACUAGACCAAAAACAAUUAUUGGUCCAAAAAAGGAACUCUGGGAUAUACUUCAACAAAUUCACAAAUAUGCUCCCGAAGCCAAGGAUAUAACAAUAAGUGUUAAGGAAUUACCAAACAUUAAAACCUCUAUCGGUCGGGUCAGAGCUUGGCUUCGAAUUGCCUUGAUGCAGAAAAAAUUAACUGACUAUUUGAAAAUUUUGCUUGAUCAUAAAGAUGAGCUUUUAGAAGGUUGUUAUGAAUCAGAUUCUAUAAUGUUGAGUGAAGACGCUAUUGUGAUAAUAGGCUUGUUGAUAGGUUUGAACACAAUUGAUUGUAAUUUAUGUCUUAAAGAGGAUGAUUUAGAUGGUCCACAAGGAAUAAUAGACUUCUCUCUGUAUUUAAAGCCAGUUUCAACUCUCCCUGAGGAAAGCAAUCAAGAAAAAGAUGAUGUUACUUCCAUGUUGGAUCAAAAAAACUACAUCGAAGAAUUGAACGAACAUUUGAAAGCUACAGUGAGUAAUUUAGAAACCAAAGUUGAAUCUCUGACAAAUGAUAAUAAAUCUUUGAAAGAAAAUUUGGCUGUUGCCAAGAAUGACCUUUUAGCCUUGAAUCAAGAAAAUAAUUAUUUGAAGGAGAAGGUACAUCAAAUUGCUACUCAUAAUAUUAAUGUUGUUGAAAUUGUUGCUCCUGAGAAUUUAGAAAAUGUAGACAGCACCGAGUACAAAUUGAAAGUUCAAGAGGAAAAAACUCUGCGAAAGGAAGCAGAAAAAGAACUGGAAUUACAGUCUGCCUUAAAGGCAGAAAUGGAAGUUGCAAUGAAGCUUCUAGAGAAAGAUAUACACGAGAAACAAGACACUAUUGUUUCAUUACGAAGACAACUUGAUGAUAUCAAAGUUAUUAAUUUAGACAUGUACAAGAAGCUUCAAGGUAAUGAGGCCUCUAUACAGCAUAAGACUGAACUUAUUACUAAAUUGGAAGCUAAAUCAGAAUCUAUGACUGAUGCUAUUAGAAUAUUAGAGGAAAAAUAUAAGGAGAGUGAGAUUCAUAGAGCUAGGAUUGAACUACGUAACAAAGAACUGGAUCUUCAAACCAUCCAAAGCGAAGAACAGACCAACUGUGUGGAGGGUGACCUCAAAGUUGAGAGGGAAUGGAGGAUAGCGUUGCAAGAUAGCAUUGAGAAGGACAAAGAGGUUAUUUCAAACUUGCAAAAGGAAUUGAGUUACAUGAGAAUCGUAGCUCAGAAAUAUACCACUUUGCAGAAGGAGUACUACACAUUGAAGGAAAAAUGUUUGGAACAAGAACAGACAAUGGAAGAAUUAGGAAAACAAUUGAGCACAUCCAAACUCCAAAUAUCCGACCUCAAAGAAGAGGUUAACAAAAAUAAAGCCGAUUUUACAUGGGAAGAUGACAGUGCUGUCACUAACUGCAAAACUUGCAACAAAGAGUUCAGUUUGACCAGACGAAGACACCACUGCCGAAACUGUGGAGGUAUUUUCUGCAAUGCUUGCUCUGACAACUCGACCUAUCUUCCUUCAUCGGCUAAACCAGUCCGUGUCUGUGAUGAUUGCUUUUUGCUCGUAAUGGGUAGAAAUUCUGUGAUGUAAUAUUUUUCAACUAUACUCUGUUAAUGCGGCUAAUUGUUUUUAUUGAUAUAAUAAUGAAUUAUUUUAUGAACUAUUGUAUUUAUAUGGAGAAUUAUUUUAUCUACUAAUUAAAUGUAAGAAACAAGGUACUAAUUUUUCAGUCCUUCUGUAGAUUAAAGGUAGUUCAAAGAUUCGUAGUGAUUAAAUCGUUAAUAUUUAGGGAAUUUUAUUGAUUUCUUAACUUCGGAUAUCUAACAUGUGCCAUUGCAAUUAUUUUUAAUUCCAUUCAAUACAUAAUUAAGGUUUUUUAACUGUAACUUAUGAUACUUUCAUUGAUAGGGAGAUGGUCACUUUUGAAAGUUAUUGGUAAUUUUGAAAAAGUAAUAAGUCUUUCCAAUUCUGUAGAACUUAUCUACUAUACUAAUUUCAACAAUGAAAGUCCUUCAUUCUAUUGAUCUUGAAUGUUCCGAUAGGCGAAUUGAUUUUCAGGUGGUUAGAAUCGAACAAUCAAAUAAUUAGAGUCGAUUAUUGACAAGGUAUUAAAUGCCUAUCAAAAUCGUUGAGAUUCAUCUAUUUGUGCUUUCAGAAUUUAUUAAUUGUAUGCAAUGUGUGAACUUAAAAAGAUAUUUGUAAAUUGUAUCAUUUUGAAUGUUAAUUUUAUAUAUUUUUCUUCACACAUCAUAUAAUAUGGAUUGUUAGAUCUGCACCAAACAUCCACAUUCAAACAUGUUGUAACCACUUUCAAUCACUCAUCCCGUUCAUACUUUGUGCCGCCUGAUGGUGAAAAGCCAGCUUUGGAAAAUUGUCGUCGACGUCGGUGUAAAGUUUGGCGAAUUCGGAUGCGCGUCAGCCAAUCGCGUUUCAUCACGUGAUAUUGACAGUCCGAUAUGUCAAGUCCGCGGUCAUGGCCACUGGUACCGGUAUGUACUGAACGCGUUUCGCGCCUUUUACAACGUCGGUGGAACCAUGCGUUUGAUCCACAUAUUGGAAAUUUGGACAAUCCACUCUUUGACUUGAUGUAAACAGAUUCAAACACUUGGUUUUCUUUAGGAUGUCUACCAGAAGAAGAAGUAGAGAACGUUCUAAAAAUGAUAAAACCACGCCGAAACUCCGUAUGGACACAAAACCCCAGACUCCAAGGAUUACAGAUCCUAGUCUUCCUGCGGGAAGAAGACGUGAAAUUGACAAUGUUAUGAAAAAGGCUAGAGCUAGAGCAGCAUCACCGACCUCGAAUGCGUAUUGGGACAAGAAGUUGUUAGAAGUUGAGGCAAAGGAUCCUAACAGGUGGCGCCACAGCGGCUACAAAUCCCUCUACAUAGACGGCUCCCCGUCUUCUCAAGGCCGACGCAGUCAGAGCAGAUCGCCAUCUCCAGCAGCAGCAGGUGCCCGAAGGUCUUCACGUUCGCCGAUCGUACGUUCCACGAUGGGCAGAAGGUCGCCGGCUUCCCGAAGGUCCCCCAGGUCUCCCGUGGCGCGAGGUAGAUCGCCCCGUUCGCCCGCCCCCCGUCGCCGCUCCCCCGCGUCACCGCCCAGUCGCCGGUCGCCCGUAUCGCGCCGCUCACCGCCCGGCGGAUACAGAUCGCCGGCCGGGCGUAGAUCGCCGAUCGGUCGCAGAACGCCCGCCGCAAGGAGGUCGCCCGCGGCCGCGCAACGACGUACCGCCCGACCCAGGUCGCCGCCGCCCAAGUCGUCCUCGACCACGUGGAGAUCGGCCUCGAAGAGUUCUAUUAGCAGCUGCUCUGACGACUCCUGUUCGGUGUGCUCGCCGAAGAACCAUCAUCGUAGGGGCGCUAGAAGCAGAUCAAGAUCCUUCUCAGUCCCGAAGUCGAGGGCCAAGGAGCACCACUCGAACAGGGCACCGCCAGAGCCCAAGCCCAGAUCACGACCGGCCAGACCGCCCUCGCCGUCUCCGGUUCCUCAGAGACGGGCUCCGAAACCCAGCACACCUCCACCGCCCAGGAAGAUACAGCGCAUCAGUUCCAACGAGAGACCCACCGAUCCUAGGCGUCAACCGCCACCACCGAGACCACGCGGGAGGACCGGCGAGGUCAUCGACGUAACUGGCGUGAAGCCGCCCCCCAAACAGGUUAAGAAACCCUCUUCGAGCAAGGAGAAAGGCAAACCUGUGUUACUGACAAGAGUGAAGAAAGAGAAGAAGACCCGAAGGCCGGGUUCACCUGGCGAAUCUUCUGAAUCGGAAGACGAUAGCUCGAAUGGAUCAGUGACCCACAUCGUUGCAACCACCAGCUUGACUCUGUCAGAGAGAUUCGGCAAGAUUGCGCAAUGGAGCGCAGACAGAGAAAGGAGAGAAAUGGAGAAUAUGCGCAUCACUAAAACGGGGGGUGAUUUGAAGGUUAUGAUCGAGGAGGAUGAUUUCCUCUAUGGCAGCCCCCCACCUAGGAGAUACAGCUUAUCUCCAGUUCCUGCUGGACACUACCCUGAUGAGCUACUGUCAUCAGGACAGUCCAGGUUGGCAGCUUGGGACGAUGUACGAGUUAGAUAUCAGUAUUACAAGGAUCUAGGCUAUUUGAGGGACUUAACCUUGGAGGACUAUGUGAAAUGGGAGGAAUGGUGGUACAAAUACCAGGAUUGGUUGGCCAAUGAGAGACAUUACGAACACUGGGCAAGGAGUCAAUCCUCUAGAAGACGUAGGAAGAGGUUGCCUGCUUCGCAAAGGUUGAAUUGAUGUCAAGAGAGUGAGAUAAAAACAAUCACGUAUUCAUUCGUGAUUUAAGGAAGAGAGGGUUGAUCUUUUUAUCAGAAGAAGUUUAUAGAAUGAAUUGUUGUUUGCUACUUAUGUGAAUUAGAUAUUAAGUGUUCGGUGAUCACUUUCUUCAUUCGAAAAUUUGCAAUACUAGAGUAUUGUUUUCAGUACUUCCUUCCAGGAUGUCUUUGAUUUAUUUUUAUUUAUAUUAUUCUUAUUAUAUCUUUUUGCCAAAAACAAAAAAUUUAUAAAUCAAAUCCCUAAAUUGUUCCCUGAACAUAUUUAUGUGAAUUUAUCUUUACAAUAGUAGUGCCAUUCUAUCUUGACUACAAAUAAAUAAAAACAAAGAAUUCAGUUGAUUCUAGUUUUAACGAACAGACAAGAAGGGACUACUACCUUUGUGAUAAUUAUAUUCAUAUUCUCAAUUUUUUUUCAGUAUACAUACUGUCCUUACAAAUAUUGACUUUUUGUAUGAAGUUGAAAUAAAAGUAUAUGGAAAGUUA
Messenger RNA from Harmonia axyridis, 5103 nucleotides. Its product is annotated as serine/arginine repetitive matrix protein 1-like. The transcript has 7 exons. The record is from RefSeq and is a predicted model, not a curated record. Bases 2948 to 4582 code for a protein of 544 amino acids. NCBI's taxonomy places the organism in Eukaryota, Metazoa, Arthropoda, Insecta, Coleoptera, Coccinellidae.